Schistocerca americana (American grasshopper) is the source of this 633-nucleotide messenger RNA. Its product is annotated as vegetative cell wall protein gp1-like. The transcript is spliced from 3 exons. Bases 1 to 633 code for a protein of 210 amino acids. Lineage: Eukaryota; Metazoa; Arthropoda; Insecta; Orthoptera; Acrididae. The record is from RefSeq and is a predicted model, not a curated record.
AUGCGACCCAAGCGUAAUUCAAACGCUGUAAAAAGUAAUGUACAGACUGCAAGUGAAGAGGGAGUUGUUGUUCCACCCGCCCAACCCACGAGUUGUCAUUUGGUCCGCGGCGGGUUCCAGCCGCGCCUUCCGACUUCGCUGCCGUCCCCAGGGCAGCAGCAGCAGCAGCAGCAGCCGUCGCCGCUACCACGUCGACAGCCCGUCCCGUUGAUGCCUCCCGCGCAGCUUCAUUCGGGAGCGCCCCAGGUGGUCGCUCCGGCGCCUGCGGUCCCUCUUCAGUCGCCACCGCCUUCGGAGCUGAUGGACGUCGACCCCUCAGCCGGGCCGCCUUCCCAAGCGGUGGCUGUGCAGCCUGUCCUGCAGCCGCUUUCCUUGGGCACCCCCAAGGAGUCUGACACCGCAGCGCCUUGUCCGGCGCCCACUCAGCAGCCGUCGACGCAGCGUCAGGAGACGCUGCCUCUCUUCGUGGGUCCCGGCGCCCCGUCGCGUCCAGUACCAGAAGCUGCCUGCCAAACCAGCGCCAUAUUAUCGACGACGACAAAUCAGGCAUCAGUAUUUGGUGCAGGUUACAGACAUCCAUGUAGACUUGGAGCGACGACCAUUUACUACACCCUGUUUGCCAACUUCUCGUAA